AUGUCGAGUGAGUCAUCAGAGGAAAAUGAAAUAGACGAAAAUGAAAUAGACGAGUUCUUUAAAAGUUAUUCGAAGUGGUCGUUGUUAGGCUUCUUGCAAUACAGACAAGUACAAGAUGACUUUUCUUACGUAAAAUUGCGGGAAUAUAAACUCUACGAAAGCUCAUUAGAGAAAUUAUCCAAUGAUUAUGCAAGACAACGCUUAAAGUACGUUCCGGCCAACGAGGCUGUAACAACUUUCCUUCCCUCGGUGUCCUUGAACCAAGAGCUCGAGUACGUUUCGGUCACACGUGACGUACUGACAAACCCACAAAGCGAGAAAAAUUCUUUAGCAGUGAAAAAAUUUUGGAUGAUGGUUGGCAAAAAACGUCUUGAAAUCGAAAUUGAACAGUUGAAUUAUGCAAAUUGCAAAAGGUGCCGCGUGCGUAAUGUAACGACCAAUGAAUCGAUGGGAACACGAGAUCAUGCCAGAAAUCAAGAAGAGGUCAACUCUGGUGAAGAAGAACUAGCUAAUGAUUCGAGGAAUUAUUUGAGAGAACCACCGGAAUCGAUGGCUAAAAAGGUGGAAAGAAUUCCAUUGACGGUGAACGACAUCGACUUUGAGAAAAUUUUUAUAGAUUACCGUGACAAACUCGAAGACAUCUUUGACGAUAUCAUGGAUAUGCGACCGACUUCACGCUUCGCGAAUGAAAUUUCAGAAGAAUCAUGGGUAGAGUUUGUGACAAGCACGUAUCCCGAACACGAUCUACCCGAGGACUGGGAAGGGUUUAUACUAGAAUUCUUCAAACCAAAGGAUAGUCUAGGAGAAUGGAUAAAAGGUUGGCGUGAACUCCUUAGCCCAAAAAUCAACGGAAACAAAAUUCCCAAAGACUUGGCGGAUGCAAUUCACAAUAUACUUACACCAUAUCUUGAGGUGCCAGUGCAAAGUAGCAAAUAUCGUCUUAAUGCAAACAUCAAUCCAAUCACUGAUGAAGUCUUAGAGGCGGAAUGUACAGAUGGGCUUGCUCGUCUUUGGCCAAGUCGUGAAGAAGUAUUUCUAUACGAACAAACAGGACCCCCGAACUUCGAUGACAUUAAGCAACUUUAUAUUCAUGAUCAUAAGCUUAUUAGAUUAAUGAAAGAUGUGCUGAACCAAAGAUCCUUCAUGAAAGAAAGUGUCGAAGUGAAAAGGCCACAUGUUGAACCAAAACAAAUGUUGCUGAUCAGACGACUGAUAAGUAUGGAAAUGUUGGAUCGAUCAACAACUGAUGAACCCAAAAAACGGAAGUUAAAUGAGUACAUGUUUUUGGAUUAG
Molecule: messenger RNA, 1293 nt
Organism: Acaulospora colombiana
Lineage: Eukaryota; Fungi; Glomeromycota; Glomeromycetes; Diversisporales; Acaulosporaceae
Source: the annotation of a GenBank genome assembly